Molecule: messenger RNA, 2357 nt
Organism: Ornithodoros turicata
Lineage: Eukaryota; Metazoa; Arthropoda; Arachnida; Ixodida; Argasidae
Product: myb/SANT-like DNA-binding domain-containing protein 3
Exons: 5
Coding region: 678-1529 (283 amino acids)
Source: RefSeq, a predicted model, not a curated record
GGUUUUGCAGCUACAAAAAACGGCUGUUACACGCAAAACAGCGAAUUAACGCAUCCUCCUCCAAAGGAAGGGGAGAUAGUGUAAACCUGAUCUAAUCCGGAAUUACCUGCCGUUUACGAAUUAGCUACCACUCGGUAACAUCAGACUCAUUCACUAAAAGGAAGCUUCAUGCACAAAAUAAUCGCACGCUGCAGUGCUUCUGCAUUUUUUUUCCGCAACACUUCCGCGUACUCACCAGCAAGGACGCUGCCAGUUAGCUAUCCUUCUCAAAUCUCACCAGAAAGGGAUGGUCUUCUGUCGCAUCCUUCAAAGUAGCAGACGAGGCCAAGUCAACGCAUCCUUCGAAUCAUCGUUUAUGCCGCACAUCCACACGUGAUAGUUCCAUUCUGAACUGCGGUCCUAACCCUGGCACCGCCGUUCAUUGCCAAGGGUUCCGAACCACAGCUUUCCCCGUUUUCCCCACUGGGAGCACACCACUCGCGCCGCAGCUGCCCUCUGGUGGGCGCCCGAGGCAACGCUAUUGAUCGAAGACGACGAGAGGUUUCCUCGUACGUUUCACGAGGUGGAGUCCACAUAGAGGAUUCAAGGGAAGGAAGGUGACAAUUCAAGGUGUGGAAGACACGAGUUUUACGUGAGCUCACGAUUUUGGACGAAGGACAAACAAUCUCGAAACCGCGAUGACGUCCGUGCAAAAGAAACAACCGUUCACCUUGCGAGAAAGGACCAUUCUCUUGAAGCUGGUGAACAGGCACAGGCGAUUCAUCGAGACGAAAAAGUCCGACGCGGCGUCGCUGGAAGCCAAACACAGGGCCUGGGAACGCGUGACGGCGGAGUACAACAUGCAUCCCGCGGUCAUACCCAGGGACGUGAAACAGCUGAGAAAGUGUCUGGACAAUUUAAAGAGCAAAGCGAAGCGACAGCAGCAACCGCUAGGUGGCGGACCCCACGUCCUCGAUACGGUGUCCGACAGUCCGUACGAAGAAAACGGUGCGGAGGAGGAAGCCUUGGAAACAUUGCCGGAAAUCAACGCUGAAAGUUACUCGAUGGAGAACUCGACAGACUCGUCGUUGUGGAUCACAGCAGACACACCGCCUGUAGCAGAGACGGAAGGGCAACAGCUUGCACUGGAUGCACCAGUCACCAAGAUGGAAGUACCAGAACCAUCGACGUGUCGAGUAGAAAUGCUGGAGCAAGUUUCUGACGGUUCGACGCAAUCCUUUGCGGGCCAUAGUGCCAGAAUAAGUAGUUCCACAGUCGUUCCUCCAGCUCCAUUCAAAGAACGGAAGAACCCUCAAUCACGAACAGCCGCAGACUCCAUUGAAACCGAACUGCAUGCCCGUUUAGACAAGAUUCAAGCAGAGAAAGAAGCCAUGCAAGAGUACCAUGAGUUGAGGAUGAAGUUGGCCAAAGAUGAAAGCGCACUCAAGAUGAAAUUGCUCAAACAGAAGUUUGAGAAUGCAAAGCUGAAGGAACGUCUUAUUGCAUUACAGAUUGGAAAGUUUGGUUAUUCAAACAGUGCAUCCGAUUAAAGUAAACUUUCGCUUUUGAUUUUCGUCGAGUCGAAUUUGGCGGCUCUGCUUCGGCAGAUCGGGGUUGCCGAGCACGGAUCAUAGAUGGCAGCUCUCUACCGCGGAGGAUUGGGUGACUCCUGCCUGUGCGCGUUGCUGAUGGUCCCGUAACUGGAAGCUGUGAUGAUGAGCAGUGAAGAUAGCGAACGUUUUUCACUGAACGAAAAAAAAAAAGAAAAGAUGAAGCAAAUAGAAAAGAAGAUCGCUUGGACCUUGUCAGGCGUCCUCCAGCUGCCGGUGGUGGUGCGAAUGCAUGGUGACAUUGUCACCAAGCUACUCUACCACCUUGUUUGCGGAUGCUGUUCGGGGGAGGAGUGAUAGUCCUUCGUGGGUCGACUUCACGAGGAUGUGUUCCACGUUACAAAAAUGGAGAUGUAAACCGCAAUGCAAUGCUUCCGUGAGUGAUGGAUGCCAAGUUGCUGCCCUGAAGUCCAUAACCAGUUGCGUGGCAACAAUUACAGUACAGUUACCUCUGUCAUCGUCACCGUCAUCAUCAUCGUAUUCAACCCCAAUGGACAUGAGCUAAAAUACAACAGUUCCUAAUCUGGCAUCCGAUUAAUACUAGUCGCGCGGUACGGCAGAAGAUUGUGCGUAAGAGUUUUGUAUUCAACUCUGUACUAAAGUUGUACUCAACUUCUGGUCUGAAUAGUGUGAAAAAAAAUGGCUGCAUAUUUGGCAUUGUGCCAAACGCAAUUAAAUGCGGUAGCUUUGUAAGAUGCCGUCGUUGACGUACGAUACGUUUUGUGUGAAACUCUUUUUGAAAUACUGUUAAAUUUCUAUUGAAAUCCU